AUGGGUCUUGAGCAACCAGAUAUAAAAGUGACUGAAAGGUACAACGUGAGUAUUCCGAAAUACAAGCCUGAGCAUCAAAUAGUAUUUAUUAAAACCCAUAAGACUGCCAGUACAACUACAUCCACCAUCAUAUUGCGAUAUGGCUAUAUCCGGGAAUUAUCAGUCGCCCUCCCGCUGCAUCAUAAGAAAAAAAUUUCAAUCAAGAAACUGUUCACCGCUGACCAAGUGGAAGGAUACUCACGCGGCACCAAAGAGUUCAAUCUCAUUGCAUUCCACUUGCGUUACAACCACAAGGAACUGGACAAAGUAGUGCCUGGGGCAAGGUAUAUAACUAUACUGCGGGAACCGGCUGCACAAUUUGAGUCGGCUUUUGGCUAUUUUGAGAUAGCGAAGCAUUUUGGUUUGGAGGGUACUUCAAACCCUCUUGCUGUAUUCAUGAAGUCACCAGAUCAAUACUAUUCUUAUAGGAGCGCCUUUUUUAAAGGGAAGUACCAACUUCGAAAUGGUAUGGCAUUCGAUCUCGGGUUGCCGCAUAAUAUUCACACGAAACCUGACAAAGUCAUUCAAUGGAAAAUUGCUCGCUUGGGGAAAGAAUUUGACCUUGUCAUGUUGACAGAUUAUUACGAUGAAUCGUUGUUACUACUCAAAAAAUUACUUUGCUGGAAAUGGCAUGAUAUCCUGUACAUUCCAAAAGGAAUCCGAAGCAAAAGUCAUAAGUACGCCCUCAAUCAGUCUUUGACAGAGAGUAUACGGAAAUGGAACAGCGUUGACGUGGCAAUGUACAAUCACUUUAAUAGAACGUUUUGGCGGAAAAUUGCAGAAUAUGGGCCAGAAUUUCAAAGCGAUCUGUUAGAAUUCAGAAAUCGCCAGGCAGAAUUUUACGACGAAUGCAUCAGCCCCCAGUUAUCUCAAAGAGACCAAAGGGAGACAGGACUCACGUUAAAGGAGAGCGCUUCAAAAUACUGUGAAUUGUCUUAUUAUAGAAUCAAUCAAUACAACUCUAUGAUUCACAAGCAGAAAAAAUACCUUUAA
Molecule: messenger RNA, 1032 nt
Organism: Saccoglossus kowalevskii
Lineage: Eukaryota; Metazoa; Hemichordata; Enteropneusta; Harrimaniidae
Product: galactosylceramide sulfotransferase-like
Source: RefSeq, a predicted model, not a curated record